This is a messenger RNA of Trichoderma virens Gv29-8, 873 nucleotides long. RefSeq lists its product as uncharacterized. The coding region runs from base 1 to 873 and encodes 290 amino acids. The transcript has 2 exons. Lineage: Eukaryota; Fungi; Ascomycota; Sordariomycetes; Hypocreales; Hypocreaceae. The record is from RefSeq and is a predicted model, not a curated record.
AUGGACGUGGUAUCGGAAUCCGGUCGAAAGCGUGGUCGCGAUGGCGACGGGGAGAUGGAUGCCGUUUCGAUGGGUCUGGAUGAGCAUCGUAGUAAACGAAUCCAAUGCCUUCCUCUCCGAACAUCGCCAAAGUCGUCCCAGCAGUGGCAGUCUGCAUCGCUUUUUACUCCCCUCAGCUCCGACUCUGACGACCACAUUUCACAGCCCAACUUUGCCUCCUGGUCACACCAGUCUGCAGUAAGCUCUCAACAUUAUAGUGGUGCUGAGCCAAACAUGGUGAUGAGCUCUGGCCGAAUGCCCACGCCAAUGCAGCCAAAUUUUGCGGCGCAAGUGCGAGGCCAGCAGAACGAGUGGGCUGGUCCAGGUCCGGUUGUGACGACACUCAAUGGAGUUAUCAACCUGGGUCACCAUCCCUCAGGCUUCUCAGAUGACCAGUCUGUACCUCGUAUCAUGUCGGGCCUGGAAGAUUGGCAAGCCGUGCAAAAUCACCGAAGGCUACCCUCGCCGAUUUCGGAAGUAGAAGACUGCGUACAAUAUCAAGAUAUCGGUGAUGCUAGUAUGAUGAUUGAUGACAACGUGGGCGUAGCCAUGGACGCUGCCGCAGCGCUGCCACCAUCGCCGACCCGUGUGAUGGACCACCCCAAUAACAUGAUGGAUGUCGAGUCGCCGCCACAUUCGCGUGCGGUCGACUUGGACGGCGACGUCCCCUCGCCUAGCCCUGGCCGGAGAGGUCAUAUGCGGAGCAAGCAUACCAUUGACAGUUGGACAUGGCAGCCCGGAAUGAAGAAAAGUUUCAGUAUCGGGUACCGAGCGGAUUGUGAAAAGUGCAGACUCAAGGUUCCCGGGCACUUUAAUCACAUCGUCAUCUCAUAG